UUUAGUCCCGUCCGGCGCGCGGGAUACACCCACGACAAAACGACAGACUUCUCUCACUCAGCAGUCUCUGAUUACCACCCCCCGCCUCCUCGCAUCUCGAGCCCCCGACAUGUCGUCGGCUGUCUCCGAGACGGACGAUUCGGCGGGCAUCUCCCCGCUCACGCCGCUCAAACUGGUCGGGCUGCUGUGCGUUUUCCUGGCAUUGUGCUUGGAUGUGGGUGCCGUGAUGAGUCCCGCGUGGGUGACGGCCGACGACCAGUAUUACCUGUCCCUGUGGGAGUCUUGCUGGAAGCCGACAAGCACCGACAAGUGGCAGUGCAACACCACGUUGAGCUCAGACUGGCAGGUUGCCACACUGGCGUUGUUGCUAGGGGGCGGAGCCCUGGUGCUGAUGUCAUUCCUGGUGGCUCUGGUGGCCGUGUGCAUCGGCACGAGGCGGCGGUUCUACAGGCCUGUUGCCUUCAUGCUUUUUGCCACAGUGGUCCUGCAGGCUUGCAGUUUGGUGCUCUACCCAGUCAAGUUCAUUGAAAGCAUAAACCUGAAGAUUUACCAUGAGUUCAACUGGGGCUAUGGCCUAGCCUGGGGAGGAACCAUCUUCUCUUUUGGCGGGGCUGUCCUCUACUGCCUCAACCCCAAAAACUAUGAUCAGUACUACUAGCUUCCACCAUCCAGACCCACCCGCUGGGAAAGUGAAAGAAUGUAUGGUGAGGUUCAGGUGCAGAUGACUAACACAUUUGCCAAGCAAGCUAGAGGAUUGUUGUACACAAGUUUACACGGUCCUAACUCUAACCUCACGCCUCCAUUCUGUCAUGUGACAUAGAAAAACAAUGGCAAAAAAAAAAAAUUGUACACAUGCAACUUCCUCCGACAUAUUCAUUCACCAAGCCGUACAUGCUACAUAUCAGAACAGAAAAAAGUACCCAUUUCGUACAUCAGCCUCAUCCUUAUCAUUACAAAUGGACAUUAGACAUGCAGGAGAUUCCGCUCGACCAAUUAGGCAUCGCUACUAUUGAUUCAUAUGUCGGUCACCGUGGUAACUCUGCAGGGUAUGACGCGCCGAGCCUCCUUGAAUGUAUAGCCGCUGUCUUCGGUGUGAGACUGUACUGUGCUCGUCCCCUCAAGGUCUGCUAAAUUCAAAAUUAAUCUGAUUUUAGCAAAACACUACUACAUUUUUCUGCAUAUUAUAAAGGUAACUGAUGAUAAAAACAAACAUGGCAGGCAGAAGCUGCUUUUGAUGGUUCGUGAGAAACAAUAUCAAUUUUAAAUUGUCAGUAUCAUUCAUAGGAGAUUGACGAUUCUAAAUUGGCCAUUGAUGGAAAUGUGAAUCAAUGCCCUUUGAUUUGUGAUGUUUUAUGCAGCUACCAGAUAUGAUCGACAACUACCAUCAGUCAUACAUAUCAUCAUAUUGUACUUUGCAUCUGACCUUCGUUAUAUCCGAAAUGCCACAACUCAGCUUAGCGCUACGUGAGUUACAAAGAGGGAAGAAUAUCAUUUGACAGGAGGCGUCAAUCCAUGAGACUUUUUAGCUACCUAGAAAAAUGUGUGUGUGCUAAGUGAUGCUGUAGGUCAGCCUUAGAUCUGUCCAACAGCUCAAUGUUCAGAUAAAUGAGAAUGGCUACUACAUUUUUGUGCAACAGAACAAUGACAUGUUUGGGCUGAAGCAGCUACGCUUAGGAGUGACUUACAAAACAAGUCUGUGUUGGACCAUGUCUUGAAAUAAACAUUGCCAAAAUGUUAUUGUAGAAGUGUUGCACUCAUUGGAAUUAUCCAAAGUCCUGUCGCUGCACUUUUUUUUUUUACUCCCUGCAUUAUUGCAUAAUCUAAUCAUAAACUUUAAACACUGCCUACAUCAAAAUUUCACCCCCAAAAAAUGAUAAAAUAUUGAACUCUGCUCGCUUGUGUGUGGAGGUAAAAAAAAUAAUGUGACAAAAGUUGAAUUGUUGCAUAAUAUCACACCUUUUUAUGGUAAGGCAAGGCAAUUUUAUUUAUAUAGUACAAUUCAACACAAGGCAAUUCAAAGUGCUUUACAUCACAUGAAGAUCAUAAAAAUCACAUUAAAAUCAAUAGGAUGUAAA
Messenger RNA from Corythoichthys intestinalis (scribbled pipefish), 2075 nucleotides. RefSeq names its product transmembrane protein 47-like. The transcript is spliced from 3 exons. NCBI's taxonomy places the organism in Eukaryota, Metazoa, Chordata, Actinopteri, Syngnathiformes, Syngnathidae. The record is from RefSeq and is a predicted model, not a curated record. Gene Ontology annotation, cellular component: membrane; cell-cell junction. Gene Ontology annotation, biological process: cell-cell adhesion. Bases 110 to 658 code for a protein of 182 amino acids.